Molecule: messenger RNA, 1089 nt
Organism: Blastocystis hominis
Lineage: Eukaryota; Bigyra; Opalinata; Blastocystidae
Exons: 8
Coding region: 1-1089 (362 amino acids)
Biological process (GO): DNA replication
Cellular component (GO): nucleus
Molecular function (GO): DNA binding
Source: RefSeq, a predicted model, not a curated record
AUGGCUGAAUUAACACCCAAUUGUAUUGGACAGACAAUCAGCGAGGCCUCGCUAACGGAUGCCGUUGUGCAAGUUAUUGGUCUUCGCCAAAUGAACUCUGGAGCGAGUGCAACGAAGAGACACAUGGUUGUUUUUUCUGAUGGUACGAAUUCUGCUCGAGGAUUGACCGGAAAUUCUGUCGAACCUCUUAUUGAGCAAGGCCAGAUCGCUCUGUAUUCUAUUAUCCGAAUUAAACAGCUAAAGAUCGUGAAGGCCCAAGCGGUUUUAUUGCUAAGUGUGGAGCCUAUCCGUUUGAUGGAUCACCAAAUCGGCAAUCCUGUUUUGUCAAAUAUGCCUCAAAAGCAGGCUACUCCAUCCGCUGCGAAUCAGCAACCCCCUCCAAGCUAUCAACAGCCCUCCUAUCAGCAGCCUAAUCAGCAACCUGCCUACCAGCAACCUUCUUAUCAGCAGCCCAAUCAGCCCUCCUAUCAGCAGUCUUCCUACCAACAACCCUCUUAUCAGCAACCACAACAACAACCACAGCAACAACAACAGCCCUCUUAUCAUCCACAGCAACCCUCCAUUCAAAACUAUCAACCACAACCCCAGCAUCAACAGCCUCCCAAGCCCCUGGCUCCCCAUCCGUCGUCCAUGGGCGCUGCUCCCAAUCCCAACGCGUACUUCAUCGACUACGCGCACUGCAACCAGAUCCCGAUCUCCGCGAUCCAUCCCUAUCUCACGAACGGCUGGUUUAUUCGCUGCCGUGUGACGAACAAAUCGUCGAUCCGCACGUUCAACAACGCGCGCGGCGAAGGCAAGCUCUUCAGCGUGGAUCUUCUGGACAAAGACUCGGGCGAGAUUCGCGUGACGUUCUUCACGGAGAUGGUGGACACGUUCUACAAUUAUCUGGAGGUCGGGAAAGUGUACGACUUCUGCAACUUCAAAAUCGGGUUCGCGCGGAAGCAGUUCAACACGUUGAACAACGAAUACGAGCUGCAGUGCAUUCGGUCGUGUGGGGAUCGGAACGCGGCGCUGAUUUCUAGCUGCGGUUUGUAUUUCGCAGGACGACAACGCGAUUCAGACCCAGAACUACAACUUCGUUCCGAUUAG